GGGGGGAGCUCCGUCGCGUGACACGGCCUGACGUAAAGCCAAGUCACCCACAGUGCAGUGCAGUGCAGUCAGUGUCCUUUUUGCGAUCCGGCUUGCCCUGCCAAUUGCUUUUCUUUUUCCCCUUCUAGUUCGCAUGGGCGGUGAAGGCAGCUCGUCCGAGCAAUUCUGUUUCUGCUCAUUGCCACUGCCACUGCCAAUUCUGUUUUUGCUCUUGCCACUGCCAUUGCCAUUGCCACUGCCAUUGCCAUUGCCACUGCCAUUGCCAUUGCCAUCGUUAUUGUUAUUGGUAUUUGUAUUUGUAUUGGUAUUGGUAUUUUCCAGAAAUCAGGGAAGGUACUCCGCCCUGUACUACAUACAUACACAUAGGUACACGGUGCCCUGGUUAGGAUCCGAACAGGGAAGCCCCAACCUCGACCGAGCCUGUCUGACCGUGACUCCUACUCCCGUCUGCCAGGGCAGAAUUAAUCCGCCAACGGCUCCGACUCCCGACCUCACACACAGCCUGUGCCCUUGCCCUCGCCUCGCCGCUGCCGACCCAUGCCCCAAUGUCUCACCGCCGUCAUGCCGUCCACCGCCAGGUCGGCCUGUUCUUGUUUGCCUGCGACCUUGACCGUCUGACACGGCGAGCCAACCUCGGGCUCGACAAGCGAGAGCAUUGCUUGCCUGCUUCACACUAUGAAAUGAAACUAUAGAUUACACAACAGCAACCAUGGCUGCAACCCGCGCCCCGACGCGCGCCGCAGUCGACCUCCUGAAUACGAUGCGCUCACGGCACGGCCCUGUGGCGGCGCA
This is a messenger RNA of Lasiosphaeria miniovina, 792 nucleotides long. RefSeq lists its product as uncharacterized. Lineage: Eukaryota; Fungi; Ascomycota; Sordariomycetes; Sordariales; Lasiosphaeriaceae. The record is from RefSeq and is a predicted model, not a curated record. The transcript is spliced from 2 exons. Bases 134 to 610 code for a protein of 158 amino acids.